This is a messenger RNA of Helicoverpa armigera (cotton bollworm), 807 nucleotides long. Its product is annotated as glycine-rich protein 3. The coding region runs from base 129 to 461 and encodes 110 amino acids. The record is from RefSeq and is a predicted model, not a curated record. The transcript is spliced from 2 exons. Lineage: Eukaryota; Metazoa; Arthropoda; Insecta; Lepidoptera; Noctuidae.
CAAAGUUAAGGUCAUUGGCAGUACAAUAGCUGUGUGGCCGACCAUCCGUGUAGCUAGGACGGCUGGUGGAUAUAUAACGACGCGUAGGGCGAACUUGGUCAGUGUUGAGUCAACCACUUCCAGACAUCAUGGCUUGCAAAAUCGCCCUCAUCAGCGCUGCCAUCCUCCUUAUCCUAGCACUAACACACGCAGCUCCCGCUGAAGAAAAACCAGUGGACAUCCUCAAAGAAGAAGCAGGGAAAGAUGACCUAGCCCCAGCCGAUGACAAGGAAGACCUUAAAACCGCAGCCUCACAUUGGGGCGGUCACUGGGGAGGCUACGGCCAUUACGGGGGCCAUUACGGCGGUUACCCCCAUUACGGCUACGGGUGGGGGUACCCUAGCUUCGGGUACGGGUACUGGCCCUACGGUGGGUACUACGGCCACGGGUACGGUGGGUACGGUGGCUACGGAUGGUGGUAAAUGAUGUGUUUAAAAUGCGAUGAUAAUGCCAGUAUUAAUUUGUAAGUUUCGACGUUCGGAUUCUGCGAGUAAAUAUUUUAGUUAUUUGAAGAGAUUGGUAGGUUAGUUUCAGAUGAAAAUAUAAAAAUAUUUGUGUAGUACAUUUUAUGUCUACUGAUAUAACCCGCACGAUUUUUUAUACUACAUUUUGAUUUAUUAUAAUUUUUUGUAUAAGAUAAAAGUAUAUUGCAACCUACCAUGUGAUAUCAUGUGUGGGCAAUCUCAUUACUUGCCGGUAAAAAUGUAUAAUAUUUAAUUAAGAUAGAUUUAUGAAGUUAAACAUUUUGUGAAUUUUAUAGACAUAAAA